Molecule: messenger RNA, 399 nt
Organism: Dracunculus medinensis (Guinea worm)
Lineage: Eukaryota; Metazoa; Nematoda; Chromadorea; Rhabditida; Dracunculidae
Source: the annotation of a GenBank genome assembly
AUGGUUACAGUCCGGGGACCGAAUUUUGCCAGUUAUGGUGAUCGGCAAAUAAAUAAAUUAAUUUUGCAGACAACUGGUCUGACGGGUUUAUUCGUUAACGAAAACCCUCAUCGUUCACUAAAAAUUGUUUAUGGUCGAAUUUUGCGCACUUUGGAGGAAAUUCCAGUAUCAGCUGCUUAUAGAAAAUAUACUGAACAAGUUAUAAAACGAAGGCUUGCAAUAGUUGAACAGGAAAGCGAUAUCGAAAAGCUUGAACAAAAAAUUGGAAUGGGUCAAGUUGAAGAGUUAAUUGAGCAGGCUGAGUAUGAACUUCAAGCAGCACGCGCAGUUCUAGAUAAUAAAGCUUGGGAGGAUUUAGUGGAAGUUGCUCCGGAGGAACAGUGGAGAUGGCCUAUUUGA